This is a messenger RNA of Trifolium pratense (red clover), 2562 nucleotides long. RefSeq lists its product as uncharacterized. The transcript has 7 exons. Gene Ontology annotation, molecular function: protein binding. Lineage: Eukaryota; Viridiplantae; Streptophyta; Magnoliopsida; Fabales; Fabaceae. The record is from RefSeq and is a predicted model, not a curated record. The coding region runs from base 122 to 2212 and encodes 696 amino acids.
AUAACUAAUUAAGCUCUUCAAUCUCACACACCUAUGUUCUAACCACUACAAAACUUGCUAGGCAUAUAUAUUAAUUAUCCAUCUUGAAGAAAAUAUAGUGGUUAAUUAACUAGAUCUUAAAAUGGCUGAGAUUGAGUUUGAAAGUUUGUUUAAUCAUGCCAUGAGAGGGCAAUGGAGAGAAGUUUUAGAGGCAUAUGAGAGAAACCCUGAAGUAUUGGAAGCAAAGAUCACAAAAGCAGAAGACACAGUGUUACACAUUGCUGUGUAUGUGAACCAAACAUUCUUUGUGACAACCUUGUUAGAUAACAUAAGCCAAAACAUGUGUAGGGACAUCCUAAGAAUGCAAAACUCAAAGGGAAACACUCCACUUCAUGUUGCAGCAGAGCUUGGAAAUGUAGACAUUUGCAACAACAUAACCAAAAGAGAUCAUACCCUCAUUUCGUUUCGCAAUUUUGAAGGCGAAACUCCUCUUUUCUUGGCUGCUGUUCAUGGUAAAAGAGAUGCCUUCUUUUGUCUUCGUGAUAGCCAUCAGAACAAUGAUGAUGACUCAGUCUCAAGAAAAAACAAUGGAGACACCAUUCUUCAUUCUACCAUAUCCUCUGAAUACUUUGGUUUGGCACUUCAAAUAAUUGGAAUGUAUCCAAAGCUUGUGAGUGCUGUAAACCAUGAUGGAUUAUCACCUCUGCAUAUUCUUGCUAGGAAGCCUAAUUGUUUCAGAAGCUGCACAAGGAUGGAGUUAAUUGAUAGUAUCAUCUACACUUGUUCAAUUGUUGAUGAGGACAAGGAAGAAAGAUAUGACCAAUGUCAUAAUAUUCAAGCACGCACGCAAACUUCUAAUCACUAUCCAUUGAACUAUGGAACAUGCAUAGCCUUCUUAUCUUUGUUGAAAAGUGCAUUUAAAGCAACAACAACAGGAAAAGAUUCAGAUACUUCAACCAGUGAUGAAGAGAAUAGUUUCUCGCGAAAAUCUGAGAAAGAGCAAGCAAAGAAAGAAAAGAAAAAUUAUAUGUUCCCUCCCAAUUGGGAAUCCAUGAUCCGAUUUCUAAUCCUUGGAAUGAAGGCUUUCCUAAUCAUUUUCGGCCUUGGAUCAACAUGGGUAGAGAAAAUACAAAGAAAGAAGGAAAAACACAUUCGAGCUAAGCAAGUAAUGAAUGAGCUGAUUCAGCGCGCUUCUUUAUACAAGUAUGAUUUUAUAGGACCAAGUCCUCAUGUUGAAGAGCAUGGUGAUGAUGACAUAGUUAAAAUAAAGAGCAAAACAGAAAGUGUAGCUAUUGAGAAAAGAAGAACAGUGUCACCUAUUUUAAUUGCAGCAAAAAUGGGAGUGACUGAAAUGAUUGAGAAGAUUCUUGACAUGUAUCCUGUGGCUAUUCAUGAUGUGGACAAUCAAAACAAGAAUGUUGUUCUUUUGGCCAUAGAGAAUAGGCAACCUCAUGUAUAUAGUUUGUUAAACAAGAGGAGCGUGAUCAAAGAAACUGCAUUUCGUCAAGUUGAUAUUCAUGGUAAUAGUGCAUUGCAUCUUGCUGCUACUUAUAGGAGGUUUAAGCCUUGGCGUGUACCUGGUGCUGCAAUGCAAAUGCAGUGGGAAUACAAGUGGUAUAAGCUUGUUAAGAACUCCAUGCCGCCUAAUUUCUAUGAACGUUAUAAUAAUGAUGGGAAAACAGCAAAGCAAGUCUUCAUUGACACACACGGAGUACUAGUAAAAGAAGGUAGUAAAUGGCUCACCAAAACCUCAGAAUCAUGCUCAGUGGUAGCAGCACUUGUUGCAGCUGUUGCAUUCACAACUUCAACAGCUAUCCCAGGUGGUCCUAAUCAAGAGACUGGUAUACCACUAUUGCUAAAACAGCCUGCUUUCAAACUCUAUGCUGUAACAUCACUUGUUGCACUUUGCUCCUCUGUCACAGCCCUUAUUUUGUUUCUUUCGAUACUGACAUCUCGGUUUGAAGAAAAGGAUUUUGUUGUGGACUUACCGAGAAAGCUUCUUAUAGGGUUGACUACACUUUUCACAUCUAUAGCAUCAGUGCUAGUCUCAUUCUGUGCAGGGCAUUUCUUCAUUGUUGAGCGCCAGCUGAGAUUUGCGGUGUAUCCCAUAUAUGCUGCAACAUGUUUGCCUGUGACAUUUUUUGCCUUGGUUCAACUCCCUCUAUACUUUGACCUGAGUUUGGCCAUGUUUCGGAAGGUUCCUCAGCGCAGCUACAAAGUAUUCUUUCACUAGUUACUUCAUCAUUAGUUUAAGUUAUUCUUGUUCUAUCAUGAGCAGUAAUAGUAUAAACAAAUAUCUUUCAAACAAUAAACACUUUUGGACUGUGGCUAUGUCUUAGUUUAAGAAUUUAUUUAAAAUUGAUAGCCAAUAGGCAAAUGGUGAGGCACUUUGGUUCUGAUUGUGCACCCACUUUAAUCCAUUAUCAUUACCAUAUUAUAUGUGACAUUCCAAGAAUAUCAUCGCACAGUUUCAUCUUAUCUUAUCGCAUUAAUUAGGGGUGACCACAACGGUUCAAAACCAUUACCUGAUUCAUAGUUGGCUCUCUAAAAACUUCAGACAAAUUCGGCUCAAAAUGUCUAUCG